Molecule: messenger RNA, 1211 nt
Organism: Phytophthora nicotianae INRA-310
Lineage: Eukaryota; Oomycota; Peronosporomycetes; Peronosporales; Peronosporaceae
Exons: 2
Coding region: 223-978 (251 amino acids)
Biological process (GO): CDP-choline pathway
Molecular function (GO): phosphatidylcholine binding; choline-phosphate cytidylyltransferase activity
Source: RefSeq, a predicted model, not a curated record
CACCAAUGUUGAAGUGCUUCAUUUUUUUUUGGUGCUCGUCCUCAUCGAGAGCAUCGCAGCCGUCCUCUGCCACCCACCAACGGCAAUGCGUAACUGAAUGAGGUAUGUCGCUGAGGAGGCGAACCCCACCAUCUGAGGUGCUGCCGCGGUGCUGAAGGAGGUAUCCCUCAGUCAUUCUAGCUUUCUCUCUGCAACAAACAAGCCCAAGAACUACACUCGAACAUGGCUCCGAACAUGAACAACGAACCCGAGCAAGAGCUUAGUAUCGACAAGCCUUUGAGCAUCGACGCUUCUAGUGGCACAAGCACCGACUCAACCAGCUCCGCUCCGUUUCGCAAGACUCUGCAAGAAGGCGAACCCGGCACACUCACUGGCCGCCCUCUGCGUCUAUAUGCUGAUGGCAUCUUCGAUCUCUUCCACUUUGGACAUGCCAAGGCUCUGCAGCAAUGCAAAGAAACCUAUCCGAACACGUACUUGCUGGUUGGCUGCUGCAAUGACGAGGUCACGCACAGACUCAAAGGCCGCACAGUUAUGACGGACAAGGAGCGCUACGAGUCGCUACGUCACUGCAAGUGGGUGGACGAAGUGGUUGAGGACGCUCCUUGGGUCAUCAACGAUGCUUUCCUCGAGAAACACAAAAUCGACUACGUGUGUCAUGACGCACUGCCGUACUCGGACACGUCGGGCGAGUCAGCUGAGGGAGAUGUGUAUGCGCGAAUCAAAGCCAUGGGCAAGUUCCUCGAGACCCGACGCACUGAUGGUAUCUCGACAUCAGACCUGAUCAUACGAAUUGUCGCUGAGUAUGACACCUUCAUCCGCCGCAACUUGCAGCGCGGAUACACUGGGAAAGAGAUGAACGUGUCCUUCAUUAAAGAACAAGGUAUUAGACUCGAUAUGGCCAUGGACAAGGUGAAGGAGCGUGUUGCCAACAUGUUCAGUCGAAAACCGGGCCGGUUCGACCAGCGGCAAUCGGUGUAAGCGAAUACGUCGCGAGUGGCACCAAGAUAGAGCCUCCUCGUGUCCGCAUAAGCAAUAACCUUGAAACUCUUAGCCAUUGAGUUGUCUUAAGGACGAGUGCUAGUAACUCCGUACACAGCUCGCUGAACUUUAUGCGCGGAUGCUGCUGCCACUAACAAUGCUUGCAGCCCUGUAAGAUAAGUCAGCAAAUGAAUAAAAUGAAACCCUUGCAUGCAAAUAAGCCAAAUAGUAGC